AGAAAACAGAACAAAGGACUGGAUCUUGUAUGUAUCUACUUAUAUGCACUGACUGAGGAGCAGAGAGCUGGAAGGAAAUGGAGUCCAAUGAGGCCAGUGUUCAGUACAACCGCUGGAAUGAAGACAACAUGAACAUGCAAGAGAAUUCACAGUCCAGACUGAUGGGUCUCUAUAACAGACUGUGCACCGGACGUCUUGGCAUUGUAAUGAAAGCGGCAGUGUCUUUGACUGUGAUGGUAGUUAUAUACAUUGUUGGAUACAUCACAGGAUACUAUGCUCACCGAUGCUGA
This is a messenger RNA of Sinocyclocheilus anshuiensis, 290 nucleotides long. Its product is annotated as small integral membrane protein 1-like. Lineage: Eukaryota; Metazoa; Chordata; Actinopteri; Cypriniformes; Cyprinidae. The coding region runs from base 78 to 290 and encodes 70 amino acids. The transcript is spliced from 3 exons. The record is from RefSeq and is a predicted model, not a curated record.